AUGGUCUGGCGCCCAGGCUUCCUUUGGCGCCGGCGAUUUUGCCCCCGGCCCUUCUUGGUGGGCUUGGUGGUGGCCAUCUGUCUCUUCUACCAGACCCUGACCCUCAGAGGGACAAGGAAGCUCACAGCUGCUGUCACCGGGGUGGCCCCCCACACCCCCACGGAUGCCCAGGCAAGCAGAUGCCAGAAGGCGCGCUCGGCUGACACUCGGUGCUUCCCUCUCCCCAGAGACCUGCACGAAGUCAGGAAGAUGGAGGAAUCAACGAGCGCACACUUUGGCAGCCACGGCAGAAGGGCCUUACUUUACCGGCCACCAUCCUACAGCAAAACAGAGCUCCGAGUUCUCCAUCACAUACUCACCCAACAUCGCUAUACUGUUGUGAUUAUUGAAGGGAAGCUUGGUGCUGGUCUUGGACUGGGGCUGCUUGAACAAGGUGAUUUAGACCCAUGGGAUCUGCUCAUUUGCCUAUCUUCCAGGAAGGCUGGUGGAGAGCCAUGUAUAGCCAAGGAAGACAUGUGCCAGUUAGGUUUACAUCAAAAGGUAAACAUAUUACCAGAAAUACAGCAUCAGCUUUGCAGAAAGGAAGGAUUAUGCCAAAUAAUUAGAAGAUUUCCAGCAUUGCGACUUCCAGUCAGUCCGUCUGUGUGUUUGGAUCAGCACUCACAGUUAAAUCCGAGACCUUCACAUCACCUGUUUAAAACAGUGAAGCCACACUUGUGGAAGUCGUGGGACUGGAGACAUGAACAAUUGAACCAAACAACAGUCCUCUCUCCACAUGAAACCACAUUUAAAGCUGAAGACCUAUCUGUGAUUCUUAAGGCGUACGUGCUAGUGACAUCCUUAACCCCUUUGCGGGCAUUCAUCUACUCUACAGGCACAGUUUGGAAUCCACCAAAGAAAAAACGCAUCACUGUCAAGCUGCAAACAUUUUUUGAGACAUUCCUGAGGGCCAGUUCACCUCUUCAGGCUUUUGACAACAUGAAGGAAGCAAUCAACAAACUCCUGUUGGCAGCUGACGUAUUCAGUGAAUCCUCCACUCUGGGACCAAAGGCUUUCAAUAGAUGCAGGUUGUGUUUUCAACUUUUGACUUUUGACAUUGGUUAUGGGAGUUUCAGGAACCCUGUAAUUCUGCAGGUGCAUGAACAUUUGGAUUUCCAAAACGAUGAUGAUAUGAAUUUGGAGGACCAAAAUACAGAAGAAUUCCUUUUAAGAGACACAUUCAAUUUUCUCCUUUCUAAUGAAUCUUCAUUUUCUAUGUUUCCUGAAAUAUUUCAGAGACUUUACCAAUCAAGUGCAUUUAAAAAAAACUUCCCAAAGGAACUAAAUCAGUGCCUGUCUUUAGAGGAUCUUAACUCACUUAUGACUUUCUUAAAGGAACUUGGGAGUCUGGGACAAUUCCAACUGCUCUUCCCAUCUACCACUCCUGGGAUUCAAUCUUUGAUGCAUGAGUUUUAUGAUAUGGAAAAUCCUACAGGGAAGCCUGGCUCAGUCCUGACCCAGUACUGGUCUCUUUUAACUGUAUUUGAACAAUUUCAGCUCAUGAAUAAAAAGGCACAGCUACACCGACUGGAAUGGAAUUCUUUCGUAGAGGAUGAGAACACUGGGGAAUCUCAAGUGCCAUUUGAUGCCAUUGAAAAGAACAAAGCUGCAAUCCCACAAUUUAGGGGUGACACCCCGGAAAUGCACUGCAGUAAUGAUCAAAACACAGUAUGUCUUAUCAAGAAGAUCUUCACAAAUCCACCUUUGGAGCUAAAUCCUGAAUUUAACCCAAAGAUCAAAGAUUAUUACUGUGAAGUGCCAUUUGAUGUGGUUACUGUGACGAUCAGAGCCGAGACUUCCAGGUGUCAGUGCAAGGCACACCUGUAUGAGCGGGCAGGACCAAGCUUUGCCAGCUACCCCCUGGGAUUAGGGAUGAACACAAUCUCCAUGUUCGCGGUGGAUGAAUCAUCAGCUCAGGGUGCCGUUCUGAUCAUAUACAGACUCACCAUCUACCGAGAAGGCCGCCCAAGCCUGCCCUUGUUCGAGGACUUUGCAGCCUGUGGUUUUGUGCAGGACUGUGGUUUGCUGAUUCACCCAGAGGAGACCUGUGGCCUGAAGCCAAUUUCUUCUGACUACAUUGAAGCCAUUUCAAAGCCUGAAGUGAAGAUUUGUCAGUCUGGGGACAUAAAAGGGCAGUGGAUUGUGCCUUGCCUUAGUUGUUCCGACAACAGGACCUGUGACUGGAGAGAAAUCACUUGGCAACCCCACGGCUGUCAAUAUGGCAUCCUGACGAAGCCUCAGCUUCAGCAGUGCCUGGGAGGAAGGAAGAUUCUUUUCAUUGGAGACUCAACCAACAGGGGGAUAAUGUACUAUCUGAUUGAAAGACUGAAUGAAACACUACAGGAAUGGCAAAAGGUGCACGGCACUAAAUUCUAUCAUAACGUCAAUGGUGGCAAGACUUUGAUCAGUUAUUCCUACUAUCCACAGUUCUGGAUAAGUCCGUCAUUGAGACCAACAUUUGAAAAAGCACUUGAACAUCUCUUACAAAGAUCACGUCCCCUAGAGAACACAGGCCAGACUGUAUUGGUUGUUGGUGGUGUUCAGUGGCUUAAUUCUAACCACCUGCAAAUUAUUCACAAGGUUUUGAAGAGGGAAAACUUACUCAAUAUCCUGGUGAUCAUCAAAACACUAGGAAUUGGAUUUCAUCUUCCAGUGGAUGGCGUGCAUUUUUUAACUCAGAGUGAAGUACAGAACCUGUGGAGAGAAAAUCUGAUUAUCCUGGAUGCUGCAAAAAAAUACGGCUAUGAGGUGGUUGAUACUUUCACUAUAACGAUGGGACGAUACAAAGAGUUUCUGCAGGGGAAGUGUGGAUGUCAUUUCCAUGAGGUAGUAAAAUCAAAGUUAUCCAAAGAAGAUCACUUUCUUAAAAUGAAACCAUCAAGGAACCACGUUGUGGGGAAGUAUUUCAGCAAUCAAAACAAACUUCAACAGCGACGAGACUCUCUAACAGGUUCUCAAUCUCCAUACCACGUCAGAGGUCCAAUUAACCAGGUCUAUUCUGAGAUUCUUCUCAGCAGGAUGUGUGCGAGUAAAAGGACUCCAUAG
Messenger RNA from Elephantulus edwardii (Cape elephant shrew), 3084 nucleotides. RefSeq names its product cadherin-like and PC-esterase domain containing 1 (gene CPED1). The transcript has 22 exons. NCBI's taxonomy places the organism in Eukaryota, Metazoa, Chordata, Mammalia, Macroscelidea, Macroscelididae. Bases 1 to 3084 code for a protein of 1027 amino acids. The record is from RefSeq and is a predicted model, not a curated record.